UUCUAGUCGGCGCCGGGCCCCCGCCGGGUGAGGAGGCAGGUAACGCGGGGCUGGAGCAGGCUGAAUGUGAUUCACCCAAGGUCACCCAGCUGGCUUUGGACUGAAGGCAGACUAGAACUCAAGAGUUUUCUGGUUUCUAGCAUGGUGCCAUAACCACUACACCAGUGACUGAAAUCUGGAUUUGCUGCAAAACUGAAAACAGGCAUUGUUGAUGGCUUAGGAGAUACCAAAGGCAUGCUGGUUUGCUUAGCAACAUUACUGCAAACUAUUCAAGAUACAAUGAAGUGUUUCACUGUACCUUCCUAAUGUUAAUGGCUUUAUUGUAUCCCAAUAACAUUUUUGUUGAUGUUAAUAAGUGACUCCUCCCUGCUACAACAGCUAAAAUGCAAGGGCAGAAUUUACUGCAAAUGAAUAGUAGUGUGGAAGGCGAAAACCAGUCAUGUUUAAAAGCGCUCUCUACAGAGAAGUAUGCCAUCUCACCAAGUGAAUACAGCUGUAGAACCGGAAGCCAUUACUUAAACCAAAAUGGAAAUCUGGAUGCAUCCCUAGAAAUGGAACUGGUUCAGGAAAAAACUCACAGCAAGAGGGAUGAUGGAACAAUUGAUGAAGGAUCACUGGAGACGCCUCAGGAUGUCAACAUAGUGGAAUCCAGCAAUACUUGGGGUGAUUUUGAAGGUUUCAGUGAAGUCAAGCUGGUGAACUUAAGUAACAUUCCAGAACCUUUGGAGAAGAUAAAUGGAAAGGUGUCACAUACAAACAGUAUGGAUAUCAGUGACACUCCUUCCACUACCUCAUUCAGACAAGUCCUUUCCAAAGCAAUUGGAUAUGAAAAAGAAACAGUUGCUAAAACUACAAUGAAGGUUGUCAUCAGAUAUGAAGAGACUGUUAAACAGAGUUUUCCUGAAAUCCCAGUACCACAAUGCUUGGAUAAAAUAAGUACAUUGAAGCAAGUGCUUCACCCAGAAAGACAAGAUGCAGACAUUCCCGAAUGUACAGAGAAACAAGCUUGCCUUGACUCAGCAAAUUUAUGGAAAACUCUUACUCAGUGCAAUAGCCCUUCUGAUUUAAGAUGCCAUCGAAAUGAAUUUCAUUGUCAAGAAAAUCUUUUAGCUGUGCUUGGAAUCAAUGCUAAUCAAAAGGCUGUUCCAGAAUUUAAGGGCAGCAUUUUGGAAAAAACUAACAGAGAAAAUGAAGAUUCCAGUGUUGACAAAUUCAACCUUAGCACUUGUAAAGCACUAAUUCAAACUAAGCUGUCUGUAUCUCCUGAGCCAAGACAGAAUCAUCUGUUUACUUACAACUUGUUCCUGAAGAAGACUCCGUCCAGUGCAAACAUGCAAUAUAUAACAGUUUCACAAAAAAAGAGAUUUUUUACUGCACAAAGUUUAAGGAUGAAAAUGUUUAGCAGUAAUGUUUGCUAAUGGAAAUGUUUGCCAUUGUAUCACUUUUUUAAACAAAUUUUAAAAAGAAAUGUCUUUGGGGGAAAGUGCGCUUCAUCCAUGUAUUUUAUUUUAUAGAUAUGGGUAUAGUUUGGUCAUGAUGUCACUAAUGGAUAAAUCAUUAAAUGAACAAACUUAGAAGUAUGCUUUCAGAGAUGGCAAAUGUGCUGUGGUCAUUCUUGCUCUUUUGCUGACAUUUUUAAAACUCUUUUAAUUGCGCCCUGUAUUAGAAACAUGUGUUGUACUAUUUGUGUGCCCAAUUACUCUUCCUCUAAACUCUUUUGGACAGAUAUGAUACCUAGAAUACAUAGUGUAUGUUCCUGUCUUUUGGUUAUUUUUGAUUUUUUUUAAUCCACUGCAACUCCACUAGUAAGACUUACCAACUACCGUAUCCUGGCAGGGAGAUGUACUAAUUUGUAUAACCGCCCAUUGUUUACUCUCUUAAGUUUGUAUUUUAUUUCCCUUUUUUUCCAAGAAUUUUUAUAUCUAUCCUUAUAUCUUGAUCUCUCCUCUUGCUGUAAAAAGGUGCGCGGUGAUUCCUGAACCUGUUUAUGUGACCUGAAGAUCCUUCCAUCAUAAUUUUUGUGUUGUUAUGAGAUUGACUAGCUGUACUGUACACCCUAAAAUAGGCAUAAUACACUUAAGCCUGUACAAGAGAGGCUUGUAUGUCCUUCUUGUGACAUACUUGCGAAGAAAGAAAUCUGGAAAUGUUUGGUUUGCGUUGCUGAACUCUACUGUUGUAUAGCAUUAAAAGCAAAUACCUAUUUUGUUAUUCUUGUUUUAAUAUAGUUGAGUAGCAGGCAAACUCAAUGGCUGAAAUCCAUUUAUGAGCAUAUGUGCACAUUGAAAUGAAUUGCUUCUGUUAGCACUGCAGAGUUCACUUUUUGCUAUGUUUUUUCUCAAGCAAUCCUGGGUACCUGCUUUCCUCAUUUCUAUAAAACUAUAUUUCCUAUGUUUCAUAUUGGAAACCUGGCUUUUAAAACUAGCGCUUAUUAAAAAAGUAUCUUAGGUUCUUUUUAUUAAACUUCAGGGAACCAUUUCAUAUUAGUCUGCUGAUUUUGGUAUAGAAAAGUCUGGCAUCGAAGUCUGGCAUCCCUUGUAUUCAAAUUGGUUUGUACUUUUACAUCUUGCUGCUGCAGCUAGAUACUUCAGCAUUUACCUUACUUUAAUAUCCAGGUCAUUUCAAAACUGAGAAAUGGUUACGAAAAUAGAUUUUUCAGUAUGGCCAUUAAUGUAUGUGAAGUCAUAUGCUUAGUUUCUGUUAUCAUGAACAAUCAAGUACUCCAACUUCCCCUUGUUUUAGAGUAACUUCUUUCUUUUGGUUUAAAUUGUUUGCAAUUUAUGUUUCGGAGUUUCUGGUAAAUUUUAUAAAGCCUUUUAGUCCAUACCUAUUGGCUUACUAGUAGCAAAGACUCGCGUGGCUUCUGACUUGCCAGGACAAAUGCUAUCUGGAUGCAGCCUAAUCUAUCCUCUACUAUGUUUACAGUCUGCACAGGUUCUUCUCGGUUAAUGGAGUAAAACCUAUUGAGCACUCUUUUGUGUACUACCAUUCAUUUUUAGAACAAUAGUUUAGUUAAAUUUGCAGCUGUCUUUGUGUAAGACAAGGGUGAGAACCUGUGCUGCUCUAGACAUUCCUGAGCUACAACUCUUGAGUGUCCCUUACUAUCAGUCACAUUGGAAAUGAUUGCAACAUUGGAAGGAUUCUUCAACCCUGCUUGAGUAGCUGUUUAGCUACUAAACAGUUGCGUCAGAGUUAUGCAGACAUGUUUCUACCACUGUCUGAGGGCUUGUAACAUUAAUAAAUCUAAAGUUGACAAAACUAACAAA
Molecule: messenger RNA, 3263 nt
Organism: Pantherophis guttatus
Lineage: Eukaryota; Metazoa; Chordata; Lepidosauria; Squamata; Colubridae
Gene: CLBA1
Product: clathrin binding box of aftiphilin containing 1
Biological process (GO): intracellular transport
Cellular component (GO): AP-1 adaptor complex; trans-Golgi network membrane
Molecular function (GO): clathrin binding
Source: RefSeq, a predicted model, not a curated record